CAGUAGUUGACAGGUACCAUAUGAUGACACCUAUGCUCGCAGUUACUUCGGUAAAGUGACGGUACAUGGCCGCCUCAUGGGAGAUCACAGUUUGUUACUGGGAAAGUGACUUAUACGAGUGGUUACAUUGCACAACAGGAAGUUGUCAGCCGACCACCGGAAGAUAGAAACUAGAUCUCCCGGCAUCCUCUACUGCUUCCGGCGUCGUAGCCGAGGCUACCCUAACCUGUUUUGUGACUAGAGUUAGCGGGGAGGCUAAGAGAACGAUGAAGGAUGAGGGGAGACACAAGAAGAGGAGGCCGCACAGCCCGGACACUAUGGCGAUAAAGGAGGAAAGGGGGAGCCCGAACCGGCGGCACCGGGCACGUCGAAGCCCGAGCUCCGGAAGCAGCCAAGGCGACUUUCCGGCGGCCCGAAGAAGGAGCAGGUCACCAGGGAAACGGAAAAAGUCAUCUAUCAAACGAAGCAGAUCUCCAAGGAAUAGGAGGCACAGAAGUGACAGCAGAAGUCCACCAAACCUUCCUGUAAAAAUAAAGCAGGAAAGAGAUGAGCACUCACACAGAGAACAUGAUGAUCGGCAGCCAAUGUAUAGGGAAGAUGAUCCCAGAAGGAACAGACAUAGAGACCAAACAGACAGAAGCCGUCAAAACAUGCCACGGCAUAGAGAAAGGAAGCAGGAGGAGAACCAUUUAAGAGAGCAAAGAGCAGAAAGAGAAUUCCACAAUGACAGGAGGAGAGAAAGAAGGGAGCAACAAGAACAACAAGGAGGAGGAGGAGGAGAAGAAGAGCAAGGAAAUGAAUCUGAUAAUACUAGUAAUAAGAAAGAAGCACCAAAUUUUGAACUUUCUGGUGCAUUACUUGAAGACACAAAUACUUUCAGGGGUGUGGUAAUAAAGUACAGUGAGCCCCCUGAAUCUCGCAUCCCAAAGAAACGUUGGCGAUUGUAUCCUUUCAAGAAUGAUGAGGCUCUCCCAGUCAUGUACAUCCAUAGACAAAGUGCAUACUUGCUGGGCAGGCAAAGGCGGAUUGCUGACAUCCCCAUAGAUCAUCCAUCUUGCUCCAAACAACAUGCUGUCCUGCAGUACAGGAUGGUGGCAUUUACCCGUGCAAAUGGAACAAUGGGUAGACGGGUCAGACCGUACAUCAUUGACCUUGGGUCUGGCAAUGGCACUUACCUGAACAACCAAAGAAUUGAGCCACAGCGGUACUAUGAACUGAAAGAGAAGGAUGUACUGAAAUUUGGCUUCAGCAGCAGGGAAUAUGUAGUUUUACAUGAAUCCUCAGAUACUUCAGAAGUGGACAAAAAGGAGGAAGAUGAUGAUGACGACGACGACGAUGAUGUUCAGGAUGAAGAGGAGGCAGAUGGUUAACAAGCUUGUUCUCCACUUGCUUGUCAAAUGGACCAGUAAUAUCAAUAUCAGGUUGUAAUGUAUGUUUUUCUGGCCUGGAGUAUUUUUAAGAGUUCUGUCUUAUUGUUUCAUUAACACAGUGUUUCCCAAACAGGGAGCCUCCAGGUGUUGCAAAACUACAACUCCCAGAAUGCCUGGACAGCCAAAGGCUGUCCAGGCAUGCUGGGAGUUGUAGUUUUGCAACAUCUGGAGGCUCCCUGGUUGGGAAACACUGCAUUAAGAUCUUACGGAACUAGUGGCAUUGUGUUCUUCUUUCCAAUCCUCAGGUGUAAUUGAACAGCAUUUCUGUGAACAAUUACUUCAGAUACAUUUUGUACACACUGUUGUUUUUAUUCUGUAAAUUUGUAACUGUAUAUUGUAUUUGUUUCUUUUUAUUUCUAGAAGACUAGCGCCACUCAUGUAAAGGUAUCACGUACUGAUAUUAAACAGUUUGGCUCCCAAAUACUUUACUGUAUUGGCUAAGAAACACUGUAAUGGUGUAGCUAGAUAAAGACCUGUUCGUAAAAGCUUAAAGGGGUACUCCAGUGAACUGAAAUUAUUAGACACUUAUCCCCUAUCCGGGCUACUUUCCUGUCCUUGGCCCCCACCUUUCUGGACGAGAGCAAGUGAUGGCCUGCUCGGCUAGUCACCAACAGCAGCCAUGUCCUGCCUCAGGAUAUCAUGCACCUUAUUAUCAUGGAUUUAUCAUGUAAAAGCCAAGGAUUAGCCCCAGUGACUGACAAUGAGGCUGCUUCUUCUGUGAACCCAGAAAUCUAAGGAUUAGUCUCUCAUUUCUGCCACAGAAAUGCAGGUUAUAUUUAUUGAUAUAUUAUUUAAGACCCGUACCUCACCCAUGUUAUAGUUCCAUGCAUGUGGUCAUAGAUGAGAUUUUUUUUAAUCCACAUGUUGCAGAUUUUCUUCAUGCAGAAAUUGACCUGUGGUAGGAAGAUGAUGUUAGAAAGUGUGCUAAAGAUUACAAGGCACUUAAAAACAAUAUUAAAAUAUUAUUGGGGGGG
Molecule: messenger RNA, 2404 nt
Organism: Hyla sarda
Lineage: Eukaryota; Metazoa; Chordata; Amphibia; Anura; Hylidae
Gene: SNIP1
Product: Smad nuclear interacting protein 1
Exons: 4
Coding region: 267-1370 (367 amino acids)
Biological process (GO): miRNA processing
Cellular component (GO): nucleus
Molecular function (GO): protein binding; mRNA binding
Source: RefSeq, a predicted model, not a curated record